GUACUAUUCUUGUUCGAAAAAAUAAUGAGAUCAUUGAAGUAAAAGCUGCUUGAUAUUCAUUUGAGUUUGCUUGUCCAAGCAAGAGUCACAAGCUAGUAGGUUAGUUUUACCGAAAAUAAGCAUGCCGGAAAAGAAUCAAGAGGCUUUGCGGGGGGAGCUCCUCGCCCUGCGAUCUAGCGCGUCUCUGUUGGAAAAGCGACUGAAAGACACGGAGCUCGAGCUUCUGGAGAAAAGCGUGGAACUUCAAGAAAAUGACGCGGCUACUGCACAAACGCAAGCGCUUUUAGAAUCGCUUGGCGAAGAGUCCAAAGCUCCUGAGACUGAAGACGAGCUCGCUGAUGCAAAUGCAACUGGCGCGAAACACUCUACCUCCGGAGAAGAAGAAGCACUUGCAGUCCCGUCGACAGCGUCCUCUCCUGAAGACGAUGAUGAUGGAGAUGAGUGGCUCAAGAAUCUGUCCAUGGAAGAGCUUGAGAAGUUGAAAGAGCUAAUGGAGCAAUCGCAAGCGGUUGAACAAGAGGAAAUGGAUCUUAAAUCACAACUUUACGAUGUUAUGUGGAGAUGGAUAUUACUUUCUUUGCUUUUCCAGCCACUACUGUGAAGGCAAGUGACUCGGUCAUAAACAGGAUACUAGCUUUCUUGAUUUGCUAGACGACACUAGCCGUAGCCGGGAUACUUGGAUAGCUCACCGGCACUCCAAUUCUUCAGCUACACAAUGUUGAGUUAUUGGUACAAGUUCAUGUGAGGAAAAACAACAAUUACUUUUGAACCUUAUGCUACUUCAUUUCUCUUUGGCAAAAAAGCAGGAGCUGCAGCAGCUAGUUUUGCAAAAGAAGGCAUUAUCGGCUGGAUGCGAAGAAGAAUUCGAACUGGCGAUGAGCCUCAUCGAAUGCGUGCAAGCUGCUGAGGUGACACGGGAAACAGCCUUGCUCAGCCGAGACACCACUCUUGCUGGGGAGAAGAGAAGCAAGGCAGGUUCAGCAAGCGCCUCAACCGAAGAAGAGAAUGGAAGUCCUGAUAAGAUAGAUGGUGUCUUGACAGACGAUCUCCUCUACAUUCCCAAGGAGGAGCGUGACACGCUGAGCACGAUUGGCAUGCACCUCCUCACAAACGAGUUUAUCCGCGAAGAGGUACAGUUCUUAGUCAGGCUUGCAGUUGUUUCCUAGCAUCAACUCGGAGCGGUGUGUUUCAGUCUACUUUGAAUUUUGAAAGAAGAAUCCAUCUAAGUAUUCGGUCGUCUUUUAAGCAUGAUCGUGAGAAUGAACAUGAAUGUUAUGAUCGAAGAGAAAUGGAAACCAUUUGCAUAGCAAGCACCAUGCUGCAGGUCCUGGCUCCUUACCUUCCGAGCAUGUUACAACACCUUCCCGAGUUGGCUGCUAAGGCACCGCUAUCACCGGAACACGCAUUGCAAGUGGCUGUUCACGACAAUACCGAUCUUGAAACCUGUAGGCUGAUGCUUGCUCGCCUCACGGAGCCGGAAGAUAUUUGUAUGGCCGAUCGUGAUAUUUACAAAGGGAGGAGCCGCUAGAAGUAUGUAGACGAAAAUAGAAUCAUUGUUUGGCACGGGUUUGACUACUUUGAGUGUUAUCAAUCCCACCGGAGGGACGAAGGAGCUUCUGCGCCCUCUUCUAAGUCUGUGCUCGCGGGAAUGCGCAAAACUGAGUUGCUUGCGGAACUGGAUACGUCGGCUUUUGGGUCUGAGCAUUGGGUCCUCCUCGCGGAGCACAGUGCUUUGCACGCAAUGAUGGUAGUGGAUCUCAUCGAGAAGACGAUGGAUGAGGAGGAGAAGGAAAAACUAGGAUGCUAUGACCUGCUUGUGGAGAUCGGACAAGCGGCAGUGAAGCACGUGCUAGAAGGGGAAAGCACUGUUGCGCAACAGAUGCAAGAUUUUCAGGACAGCCUCGCCGGAGAGUCUGCAGGCAGCUUGGAGUUAUGAUGUUUUGGAAAUAAGUGUAAAAACAGGUCUAUGUUGUAUUAUGCAUAAUGACUGUGCAUUUCUGUCCGAUAACCGGCAUUCUUGUCUGGAGUGUUUAAUAGAUACCGCAUCAAGCACAAAGUAGAUUAUUACAACCGCUAAUGCGACGAGGUGGGCUGUUGGACCUGUCACCUCAAGAACUGGAGGCUUUAGAAAAGGCUGAUGAAGACAAAAUUGACACGCCGCUGUUGACAAAAAAGAAGAUGAAUUAUCUUUCGAAAUUGUCUAGUCCUGGUGCGGAAGCAUCGCCUCCUAUCGCAGAGGAAGCGUAGUCAACGCACUUUGCUUCCUUUCCGUGGGUAGAGAGGCUGUGGGCGGGUUAUUUUUGAUGGUUGAUUAGUUUCAUGUUUUAGACAUUUCAUUCGCUCGUGUUGGGACGCAAGCAGCCAGCAGUGGAGAUGCUAGAUACAAAGCGUACAUGUUGUAAAUCAUGGCGCUGUGCUGCUGGUGCUGACCCACAAAUAAGGCUCGUUGGGAAUACAUUUCUUUUAAAUCGAUUUUGCUUGUAUAAUUAUACCGUUUUGCGUGAUUAUACGUACGUUUGUUGAGCAAAGGUUUAGGACAUGUGUCGACAGAGCAUGAUAAUUUCUUGAAGAACUUCAGCAUGUUGAGAAGAAAUAAACCCUGGUCACUGUUGUAGCCAAACAUUUUUGAGUACCUCGGAGUUUGAUGCCCGAAGUAUUCUGGGUUUUUUUUUGAUCAUGGUACAUCCCAUCCUGCCGUGGUCGACCAUCUACUUGUAUCGCGCAAAAUCUAGAUCAUCGUAAGUGAUAGGCCUACACAUAGAAAUAGGAGGCUAGUAUGGAUUGUUGGUGAAUUGCCUACAUGACAGAUACUAGGAACUCACAUCUCGAUCGCAUUUAUUGCUUUGAAGACUGUAAGAUUAUCAUGUAACAUGCACAACAUGCUACCUUGAAAUUGAACUUUGUUAGCAGGAGUCUACUUAAGAUCCAUUCUCCAG
Messenger RNA from Amoebophrya sp. A25, 2936 nucleotides. NCBI's taxonomy places the organism in Eukaryota, Dinophyceae, Syndiniales, Amoebophryaceae. The record is from the annotation of a GenBank genome assembly.